Molecule: messenger RNA, 1692 nt
Organism: Drosophila albomicans
Lineage: Eukaryota; Metazoa; Arthropoda; Insecta; Diptera; Drosophilidae
Product: otefin
Exons: 1
Coding region: 110-1468 (452 amino acids)
Source: RefSeq, a predicted model, not a curated record
UUGCACACAAAAUAGCAACGCUGCACCGCGCAAAAAGUGACGCGCAACUCGCUUUCAAUUUCAACGAUUUGUGCAAGAAAAAACGAUUUGAAUAACCUGAUAAAGCACUAUGGCCGAUACUGAUAAUUUGGACUCUCUGUCGAACAAUGAGCUGCGGGCGCAGAUGAUUGCCCAAGGAUUGCCAAACAUACCGGUAACAGAUAGCAGUCGCAAAGUAUUGGUUAAACGUUUGCGUGCCUCGCUUGGCGGCAACGCUUCGCCCGCUGCGAGUCCAAAGAAACCCAGUAAUCGUCGUGAGACCUUGCAGCCAGCAACUGCUGGUGUCCCUGCUUCUGUGGAUAAACCAGAUAGCUCCAGUGCUGCAGCAUCCAAGUCACGUCGCACUAUUGCUGCCGCCACUCCGAGUGAAGUCAAAGAGAUCGAACGCCGUCGUCCGGCUGGGAACAAGCCAGAAGUUGUUGCCUCACAGCCAGUUGCGCCUGUGGCUAAGCCGGCGCCCAUACAGUCGCGUCGCAUCUCGAACACGGAACGCCGUGAUGCGGUCCCUGAGCGUGUGUUGAAGAAACCCGAGAUAAUUGCUGAGAAGCCGUCCACACUUCCUAAGCGGCGCAGUCCUGAAAAUGUCUUGGACAACUCGCUAAUCAUACUCGAGUCCGACGAGGAGGAGGACGAGGAGCUGGCACAAGCAGUGAAGAAUGCCGAGGAUCAAUACAGGAAUAAACAGAGAGAAGCGCUUCCAACCAAGCUGCCCACUAAGCUGCCUCCGCAGGAGCCGCAACGUCGUCAACAGAUCUAUGAACCGCCCAGUGUCACUGAGGUGCCACGUCCACGUGAGUUGCCCAAGCCACGUGAGGUGCCGAGACCCAGAGAGAUGACUACUCAGGCGCAGCCAAGUCGGAGCCAAGCAACAGGCUUCAGUCAGGCAUCGGGCUUCAAUCAGGCGCCAAGUCGCAGUCAGGCGCCGCCCAUUACCAACCUGACACGCAGCACCUUGGCUAGCAGCAGUACCUUGGGCAGCAGCAGCUAUACUCGCUACAGCAGCUAUGUGAGCCAACCACAGCCGACCACAAGUUACAUAUCAUCGCUGUCUUCAGCUGCUGCCACUUCGGCUUAUCCACGCACCUUUGCCAACGAGCUAAGCGACGACACCGCCGAGGAAGAUGAUAAGGACCAGUCUGGUAGCAAAUCGGCACGCUUCGAGAGCGACUUUGCGCGCAAGUUGGCGAGUCUGCGUGCCGAACGCAUCGGAGAUCGCAGCAGUCCCUACAACAGACGCACCAUUGCCACAGCCAGCAGCGGCUCCAGCUUCGAGCCGGUGGCACGUCGCUCGCUGCGUCCCGAGAAUGUGUCGCUGUCGACACAGUUCCGACAAUUGGGCCAGAGCAUCGGACGCAAAUAUCCUGUGAAGACGAUCUUCGUAUUGAUUGUGCUGAUGCUGAUCUAUCUGGCCUAUAAAAUCUAUUAUUAACUUAAUGCGUCUGUGCCAUAAAUAGCUAAAGAAUAUACUCUUGAAAGUUUGUAAACAUGUUAAUGUAUUUUAAUGUAUUUAAUGCCGUUCUAAUUGUAAGAGUCUCAAUUGAUUGUAACUAGCACACACACACAACCGUAUUUUGGUGAAUUUUUGGUCAUGUGUGUGUGCGAUUUCCUUUGUACACGAGUUUAAAUAAAGCGUCAAGCUACUGCUAUAAAGAA